Molecule: messenger RNA, 1809 nt
Organism: Bradysia coprophila
Lineage: Eukaryota; Metazoa; Arthropoda; Insecta; Diptera; Sciaridae
Product: golgin IMH1-like
Source: RefSeq, a predicted model, not a curated record
AUGACUGAAGAUUUGGAUGCGUGGAUAAUGAAAAAAAUGAAGCUUCGAGUAAUCGAGUUAACUGUGAAGCAUUCCACCAGAGCUAAGAUAAAGCAUUUCAUAACUGUGCCACGCAACGUCUGCAAAAAUGAUUCGGUGAAAAUUUCGAAGAAAAUGAAUGUUCUUGAUAUUCACGAACAACUUAUAGAGGAUUGUUGGCUCGCGCUCAGGUCUGGAAAAUAUUUGUCGGAUGUCGAUUCCGAGAAUCAAGACAAAUUCGAUGUCUUGCUAAACGAGUGUGCAGAAGUUCGAUCAGACAAUGGUUCAGAAUCAAUGCUGAAUGUGAAACGCCCAAGCGCUGAUAUUUUUCAUUCAGUUAUCGAUUUGGGGGUCAACACAGUCAACAGUGAAUCCGGUAUGGAAAACUUGCAAUCCAUCCUAGAGGUCAUGGGCAAUGACAUCACGAAAUUGACCUAUCUGGUAGCGAGUUUCAAAAAGGUCGAAGAAAGUCAACAGAUAAUUCUUCAGCUGCAAAACAGUCUCGCCGAAAACAAUGUGUUGCAGAAGCAAUUGACUAUCAGUUUAGGUCAGUCGGAACAAAAAAAUUUGGAAUUGGUCGGACAAAAUAACUUGAUGCUGGAGCAAGUGAGUGAAAUGAAGAAGGUUUUUACCCAGUCGGAGCAGAAGAACAUCGAUUUGAUCGGUGAAAAUGAGAAAAUUGUACAGCUUCUGAGCGAAUCGGAUCAAAAAAAAUUUGAAUUGGUCGGCGAAAUCGAUGCGUUGCGGUUGAAAUUAAAUGACGUGACCACCAAUUCGGAGGAAUUGAACAAGAAUUUUACCCAGUCGGAGCAAAAGAACCUCGAUUUGAUCCGCGAAAAUGAAAAAAUGGUACAGCAUCUGAACGAGUGGAAGAAUUAUGGCGAGCGCAUGCAAAACUAUCUGAGCGAAUCGGAUCAAAGGAAAUUGGAAUUGGACGGCGAAAUCGAUACGUUGCGGCUGAAAUUGAAUGACGUGACCACCAAUGCGGAGGAAUUGAACAAGAAUUUUACCCAGUCGGAGCAAAAGAACCUCGAUUUGAUCCGCGAAAAUGAAAAAAUGGUACAGCAUCUGAACGAGUGGAAGAAUUAUGGCGAGCGCAUGCAAAACUAUCUGAACGAAUCGGAUCAAAGGAAAUUGGAAUUGGACAGCGAAAUCGAUACGUUGCGGCUGAAAUUGAAUGACGUGACCUCUAAUGCGGUGGAAUUGAAGAAAAAUUUUAGCCAAUCGGAGCAGAAGAAUGUACAGUUAGCUAACGAAAACGGACACUUGUGGCAGCGUAUGAACGAAUUGAAAAAGGAUUUCGAUAAAAUGGUGGAUUCAAUGCAAUCGCAAAUUCAGAACAUGGGAACGGUUGGUGUCUCAACAAAUGAAUCAGAUAAAGAGGAAUAUAAUCAACCGCCAGUUGAAUAUAAUCAACCGCCAGUUGAAUAUAAUCAACCGCCCGUUGAAUAUAAUCAACCGCUUGUUGAAUAUAAUCAACAGCCCGUUGAAUAUAAUCAACAGCCCGUUGAAUAUAAUCAACAGCCCCCCGUUGAAUAUAAUCAACCGCCCGUUGAAUAUAAUCAACCGCCCGUUGAAUAUAAUCAACCGCCCGUUGAAUAUAAUCAACCGCCCGUUGAAUAUAAUCAACCGCCCGUUGAAUAUAAUCAACCGCCCGUUGAAUAUAAUCAACCGCCCGUUGAAUAUAAUCAACCGCCCGUUGAAUAUAAUCAACCGCCCGUUGAAUAUAAUCAACCGCCCGUUGAAUAUAAUCAAGGCCUUGAACAGAAUUGUGAUAAUUCCGCCUUCUAA